AUGAACCUAGAUGAAAUCACAGCUGCUGUCAAAAAUGACUGCUGCAUCAUUCAGUUGGGAGAACACUUGCUGAACAAAGGUGGAAUAUCUGCUAAGAAUGAGGCAUAUGUCCAAAAGAAGUUGCGAGAGCUGGGAAGGUUACUGGUCAGUGGCAGCAAAGUUGCAUCUUUGAAGAGAAUGGAGGAUUUCCUAGAUCCACAGAACUAUAUGAAGACAGUUAAAGCUGUUAGACAUGCAUCAGUGUCGCAUUGUGGUGCAGAUAGUCCAUAUGCACUUACAUCCACAAAAUUACGAAAACAGGCAGCAACUCUUUCUACAGUCCUAAAUCUGAGGGACACGGACUUGGAUCAGUUAGCAAACUUUCUUGGACAUGAUAUCCGAAUUCACCGGGAAUACUAUCGCCUUCCUGAAAAGACCCUACAGCUUGCAAAAGUCAGCAAAGUGCUUAUGGCGUUAGAACAAGGAAGAGUUGGGCAGUUUAAGGGCAAGAAUUUGGAUGAGAUCACUAUUGAUCCAAAUGAGGAAAUGGAGUUAAACAGUGAUGAAAUAAUGAGUGAGGAAGGUGAGAAAUGCGAAGAACAUGAAGACACUCAAGCAGAUGUGAGGGUGCCACCAGUGGACACUGAAAUCGUGCUCACUGUGGAGAUGAAUUCUCUUCAAAGGUCUUCUAAAGGUAAAACUUCUACUCUGAAAAAGAGGAAGGCUUGGGAAGUAAACGAGGUCACCGCAGUAGAGAGACAUAUGAAGACUUUCAUCAGGGAAGUUGGCCUGUCAAAACUGCAUUACAGCUGA
Tachysurus vachellii is the source of this 792-nucleotide messenger RNA. RefSeq lists its product as uncharacterized. NCBI's taxonomy places the organism in Eukaryota, Metazoa, Chordata, Actinopteri, Siluriformes, Bagridae. The record is from RefSeq and is a predicted model, not a curated record. The transcript has 5 exons. The coding region runs from base 1 to 792 and encodes 263 amino acids.